This is a messenger RNA of Capsaspora owczarzaki ATCC 30864, 2593 nucleotides long. RefSeq lists its product as hypothetical. Gene Ontology annotation, molecular function: protein binding. The record is from RefSeq and is a predicted model, not a curated record. Bases 1 to 2505 code for a protein of 834 amino acids. The transcript has a single exon. Lineage: Eukaryota; Filasterea; Ministeriida; Capsasporidae.
AUGCAAAACCUACUGCUCAAGAAGGCCAAAGAGUCGUCGUCGUCGUCGUCUUCAUCGUCGUCGUCUUCAUCGUCGCGAGACUCGGCAACGUCGGCAUCGUCCAUCGUGGCAAAGCUCCAGUUCGCAAUGAAGGACCUGCCAUACACGCAUCUCAGCCAGGACGCAACCAACCGAGUGCUCGAGCGAAUCUCAACGCGGUGGUCGGGUCCGAAUCCGAGCGUCCCGCGCAGGUUUACACACCCCGAGCUCAAGUCACCCGUCCGACUCGAGACAAUGCUGCAACUGCUGCGGGACUCUGCUCGGAGAGAGAAUGCCGGCAACACCAAAAAGUCACAUUCGUAUGAUCCAACGUACGCGUUUGCACUCGAGGACGGCCUGGCACGACUGGCAGCAACCACCGUCCCAUUUGAGGAGCAAAACAUUCUGAGCCAAGUCGUGCGCUCGAGCCAUCCGCUUGCAGCGCUUCUCGGCCUGCUCAAGAUGACAGCGUUGGGCCAGCCCAAUUCGCACCAGUAUCUGGCCAACUUUUUUUGCUUUAUGCCUGGGGAGUUGAUUGCCAGCACGUUCCGCGUCCUCACGCUGCUCGAGUACGACAACAUUCAGCUCGAAAGCCUUCAACUCGCAAACGACCUUCUUCAACUGAAGCAGCCCUUGAUCAACUUUGCCAUGUUGGAAAUUCCAGUCGCAGCAGUGCUCGUGUACUUGCUAUUUGACCUGCACUGCUGGCCGGCUAAUUCGCGGCAUCUUGACCGCUACAAGUGGCAGAGUGACGUCUUGAAGACCAGUCCUGCAACGACACAACAACAAGAGGAACAACAACCGGAACAGGAACAACAACAACAACAACAACAACAACAUCGACCCAUAACUGGUCGCGAUCGAAACGCCGAGAUGCUCAAGGAGGCCCUCGGAGGCUACGCUGUGCAAAAACAGCACAAGCAUACAGCCAUUCCUUUCUGCAUCCCGUCCGAGUCCGCAUGUGCUGUCGCCACCGACACGUUUACCGAGCAGGCAAUGUCCUGCAUCGCGAACAAAAACCUCAUUGGAGCGGAGCUGUACUUUACGCUUGCCACACAAAUCACCGACAACAAGAAGACGCGACAGGCACGGUACCAAGCUCGCCAUCAACUGUGCGCCUUCCAUGGCGCGGCAAGAGACCUCUCUGCCAUCUUUGGCAUGCAGUGUGGCGAUGAGCAACGCAACGAGUUUGAAAUUGACCAUACGGUGCGGUUUAUCCAGGUCGAAAUGGUGUACGAACGCACCAUUUUGGCCGCCUACCUUGCCGGCCGCCACUUGGACAACCGUUCCCUCACGCCAUUAGACCAGAGACCCGUCGACCAGUUUUCCGAUCUCGCUGGAUGGUUGCCGCUGUUCCUGUCUCUGCUCUGCCUCGACGACGAUGGCGACGCGGCCAACAACACGGCUGGCGUGGCGCUGAACAAGUACCAGGACUGCCCGCUCCUCUUGACCUGCGCUGUCAUUGCCGCCAUGUCGUCGGCCGAGUUUGCCGUCAAUGUCCAGAUGCAAAAUCAAAUGCUUGACAUGGUUGAGCUUUACAUUGACAACCCUCACUACCAUGCCAUCCCGAGGGUGUAUGCACAGUACUUGCUGGCCGACUCGCUCGAUGCGUUCGCGGGCGUGCGCAAAACGAUGGCAGAGUACUCCGAGACCAAUCUUCCACUCCCACUCUCCGACCUGUUUGAGGUGAUGGUUGUGGCGAUGGACCGGCUGACGCUUUAUCGCAAAAGGGGAGACCAUUGCUUCCGUGACAGGCAGGUUGACGCGGCGUUCGCUGCGUACACGAACGGCCUUCGCGUCGAUCCACGAGCGCCGUUCAGGUUUCGCGCGUCGCUGUACAACAGUCGAGCUGGCUGCUGCGAGCAGCUCGAAAAUUACGAUCUCGGCAUGAUGGAUGUCGACCGAGCCAUCGCCUUGUGGCCAACUCCGAAGGCCUUCCACCGCAAGGCUGACUUGUUUAUUGCGCAGAAAAAGUUUGCGCUUGCUCGCGAUGCGUAUCACGAGAUUGCCAACAUCCAGCCGGGCGGGCAGGAUCCGAUAACGGCCAAGUUCCUGGCCAAGCUUGAGCGCGUCGUGCACGCGGGUCUGGAGUCAAAGACUGAUUUCUAUCAAACCCUGGGCGUCGCCCAAACUGCCUCUGAAGCCGAAAUCAAGAAGGCCUUUCACGCACUCGCCCGAAAGCACCAUCCGGACAAACAACCGCAGCAGGCGACUCCCUCCAAAGGUACCAAGCCCGGCAGCCUUGUCAAAACGUCCUUCCAGAUGUUGAGCGAGCAUACCUUCCAGCGAGCCGUCGAAGCUCAUUCUGUGCUCUGCGACCCAGAGCUGAGGAGUUGGUACGACCAAGUUCUAACCAAGUUUGGCUUUGAGCCAAAGGACUGGCGAAAGUACAUUGGUCAGGCCGACCUACUCCAAGCCGGCCCGGACGGGUUUGUUGAUUUGAGUAACUUCAAGUGCGACAAUCCAAAGUGCUCGCACUGCAAAUAGGAUGGGAUGGAUGAUUUGUGUGUCUGGUUGUGAUGGUUGAAUGACUACUGUAGAUGUCACGACUGAAAUUUUACAUUGUAUUCUCGAG